This is a messenger RNA of Podospora pseudocomata, 551 nucleotides long. It is a transcript of the gene DAD2, whose product is annotated as DASH complex subunit dad2. Lineage: Eukaryota; Fungi; Ascomycota; Sordariomycetes; Sordariales; Podosporaceae. Gene Ontology annotation, biological process: attachment of spindle microtubules to kinetochore; mitotic cell cycle. Bases 138 to 551 code for a protein of 137 amino acids. The record is from RefSeq and is a predicted model, not a curated record. Gene Ontology annotation, cellular component: mitotic spindle; mitotic spindle midzone; mitotic spindle pole body. The transcript is spliced from 3 exons.
UGCCAACACACCUCAGAAAACGAGUCCGCUACUGACAUGUGUGAACUGCACGAAUAAUCAUUUCAGUAUCUGUACCUAACCUCGACAACUGUCUCUUCGACUUGAUUGCCUCGUUGCCAACACCUCGGAUCGCUAAGAUGUCCGGCUACCCAACCCGAAGUUUCCCAUCCCACAUGCGACAGCCCUCUCUCGGGCCUGGCGCGGGGGGCCAGUCUCCAGCUCUGGUGGCACGAGUGAACGAGAAGAAGGCCGAACUUGAGAACCUUAAAGAGCUCCGGGAUUUGAGUGCUGCAGUUGCGUCACAGAUGGAGGCUCUUGAACAGAAGCUAGGAACUCUCUCAGACGGAACGGAAGCCAUUGCUCUGGUCUUCGCUAAUUGGCAUAAUGUGCUGAGGGCGAUCAACAUGGCAUCGGCGAAACUUCCCAAGCCCAACCCCGAAGCCGAAGACACAACGCCCUUGCCACAGACACUCGUCCGGAUCCCGACCGAACAUGCUCCUGCUCUACAAGCACAUGCGGAGGGCGCAGCUGAAGAGCAGGAAUCAGGCUGA